GUCAGUCAAGUUUAUCGCCACAGUCUCGCAAUGAAAUUCAAAACGCGAGUACGUCUGUUUAUGUUGUUGUGUUUGGUUAAAGUUGCAGAACAAUCGUGCAAAUCAAUAAUUAAAAACAAACCCCAAUGUGACUCCUUCGGCGACAUCAACCUUGGACAAACUGACUGGGUGGGCAUCACCACCAACAAUUUGGAACCUUUAGAUGUAAUUGAGAACGGUAACAACAUAAAAAGGCUUCAAAUCGAUGGGUCAAUCAACGGUAUUAAAGAGGGGGCCUUCACCAAAAUGCCCAAGCUGGAACAACUGGUACUAUCAUCCAACAAACUGGAAGUUAUACCUCAAGGGGUGUUCAACAAUUUAAACCUCAAACAAAUAUAUUUGAACGAAAACCGAAUAGCCAAAAUCGAGGCUGGAGCCUUUGAAAACGAUAACAACUUAAGGAAACUAAGCUUCAGGUACAACAACAUAAAAAGGCUUCAGCCGGAGACGUUCAACAACUUAAACUUGGAACAACUAACUUUGUCCCACAAUAAGAUAUCCACCCUAAACAAAAACGACCUGGGUGUACUACCAGCCCUGACGGUACUCCACCUGGACAACAACCGACUGACAACCUUCUUAAGUGACUCCCUAAGCCACCCCCAACGACUGGAAAUCCUGUGGCUGCACAACAACUCCAUAAACGUCCUCUUCAGCUACAUGUUCCAAGAGUUGAAGUCCCUCAAGCUACUCAACUUAGGUUCCAACGGCAUAACCAUGAUCGAACCAAGGACUUUCGAAAAAAUACCCCUGAUUAACAACUUAAUUUUGUUCAACAACAGCAUCACUCACUUAACUGGGGCCGAAUUCACUAACACAGGCAUGCACCACCUGGAGAAGCUGUACAUAAACUACAACAAACUAAUGUACCUGUCCUCGGAUAUGUUGGUGAGGUUGCCCAGGCUGAAGCUGGUGACCAUCGGGGGAAACCCGUGGGAGUGUUCGUGUUUGGACUUGCUGCUGAAGAUUUUUAAGCAACAUAAGGUAACUGUUAAGUGUGAUGACGUGUAUUUUGAGGGAAUGAGGCCUGUUUGUAUUGGUAAUUCGACCCAUUGUGAUUAUAAUUAUGAUCGGAACUUGUCUGAUUUGUUCGUGAAGUCCUUGAGGGAAUAUCCGAGGGAUAAAAAAUGGUGUUUAUUGUAAAAUUUGUUAUAAUAAAUGUGAGUAAAAU
Aethina tumida (small hive beetle) is the source of this 1210-nucleotide messenger RNA. Its product is annotated as leucine-rich repeat-containing protein 15-like. The coding region runs from base 31 to 1182 and encodes 383 amino acids. The transcript has a single exon. The record is from RefSeq and is a predicted model, not a curated record. Gene Ontology annotation, molecular function: protein binding. NCBI's taxonomy places the organism in Eukaryota, Metazoa, Arthropoda, Insecta, Coleoptera, Nitidulidae.